Messenger RNA from Jatropha curcas, 844 nucleotides. RefSeq names its product dolichol-phosphate mannosyltransferase-like protein (gene DPMS3). Gene Ontology annotation, cellular component: dolichol-phosphate-mannose synthase complex; endoplasmic reticulum membrane. Lineage: Eukaryota; Viridiplantae; Streptophyta; Magnoliopsida; Malpighiales; Euphorbiaceae. Gene Ontology annotation, biological process: GPI anchor biosynthetic process. The record is from RefSeq and is a predicted model, not a curated record.
AACAUUUCACGUUUAAAAUGGCCGGCAGUUUCAAAUAAACGCUGCGUUCUGCUUCUACUCCUUGUUCUUCAAUCUUCCUCUCCUUUUCUCGUUUUCCUUCGAUUUCGUCGAUCUUUAGCGCUUGACGUUUCUGUCCGUGGCUUGUGGGUGUGGACUGCGGGCGGCGAGUUAGGGCCUUCGUUUCUUCAGGUUACCGCCUCUUGGGGUUAAUUUGAUUGGGAGUUACUUGGUGAUCUUGGCUUGUCAAACUUUCGAUCGAAUUGGUCAGAGUCCCAUGAAGCACAUUGUUAAGAUUAUGGCCAUUCUAGUGGCUAUUUCUGCCUUUUGGGUCGGUCUUUUACAAACAUCUAUUGUUCCUCGUAGCCAUACUUGGUUGCUACCCAUCUAUUUUGUUGUAUCUCUGGGAUGCUAUGGUUUAUUAAUGGUUGGAGUUGGUUUAAUGCAAUUUCCAACUUGCCCUCGUGAAGCACUGUUAUUGCAGGAGGAUAUCACGGAGGCCAAGGACUUUCUAAAGCAAAAGGGGGUUGAUGUUGGUUCAGAUUAAUGCUCAUAAUUCCAUGUUUAGAUAGCGAAUGGUAAAAUCUCAAGCAGCACUUUGCAGUCUGCCAUUGGGAUGCAUCAGAAUCCAAGUUUGUUUUGGUUCACCUAAUCAAAAUUUUUGUCAAGAGUUGCAAUUCUGAGCUAAUUAAGCAUUGGGAUUGUGAAAACAGUGUCAGGAUUUGUGUACAUUGAUUUUUUGGUUUUCUUUUUGUGAAUUGAGAGUUGUAGCCAUUAGCCUUAUACCAACAUUCUCAGGUUAUAAGAUCAAAUUAAAAUCAUGACUUUUCUCAGAUUUUAUUUCUUA